Molecule: messenger RNA, 2913 nt
Organism: Thlaspi arvense
Lineage: Eukaryota; Viridiplantae; Streptophyta; Magnoliopsida; Brassicales; Brassicaceae
Source: the annotation of a GenBank genome assembly
AUGGUUCACAACGCCUAUGAUUCCUUUCAGCUUCUCAAGGAUUGUCCCGCUCGGAUCGAUGCUGUUGAAUCCUACGGCUCCAAGCUCUUUGCCGGAUGCUAUGACGGCUCCCUCCGCAUUUACUCUCCGGAAUCUUCCGGUUCCGAUCGCUCUCUUCCCUCGGAGCUGCAUCAAGAGUCUUACGUGCUCGAGAACACCGUGACCGGAUUCUCUAAGAAACCGAUCGUGGCGAUGGAGGUUUUGGCUUCGAGAGAGUUGCUCUUGUCUAUAUCGGAGUCAAUCGCGUUUCACGGACUUCCUAAUUUGGAGACUGUCGCUGUGAUCACCAAAGCUAAAGGCGCCAACGCUUACUCUUGGGACGAUCGUCGUGGGUUCCUGUGUUUCUCUAGGCAAAAGAGGGUCUGUGUCUUCAAGCACGACGGUAAAAUCUCUCUCAGAGGAGGAGGAUUUGUAGAGGUGAGAGACUAUGGAGUUCCUGAUACCGUCAAGUCCAUUUCUUGGUGCGGAGAAAACAUUUGCUUAGGCAUUCGAAAAGAGUAUAUGAUUCUUAACACUGCCAAUGGGACACUCUCUGAGGUGUUUCCUUCGGGUAGGGUUGCUCCUCCUCUGGUGAUAUCUCUACCUUCUGGUGAACUUCUUUUGGGGAAGGUAGGUUUUGUUCGCUUGCUACGAAGCCCCUAUCCUUUAAUACAGACAAUUGUUCUCCAAAAUAUCCGUCGUCUUGUCAGGAGCAACAAUGCUGUGAUUGUUGGUUUGGAUAACUCUGUUCAUGUUCUCUUCCCUGUUUCUAUCGGUGCCCAGAUUGUGCAAUUAACAGCUUCUGGAAACUUUGAGGAAGCCUUAGCUCUAUGCAAGUUACUCCCCCCUGAAGAGUCAAGCCUAAGAGCUGCGAAAGAGAGUUCAAUUCAUACAAGAUUUGCUCAUUAUCUUUUUGAGAACGGGAGCUAUGAGGAAGCCAUGGAACACUUCCUGGCAUCUCAAGUAGAUAUCACGCAUGUACUCUCCAUGUAUCCAUCUAUUAUUCUUCCUAAAACAACAAUGAUUCCUCAACCAGAUAAGAUGGUGGACAUUUCUGGGGAUGAAGCAUCUCUGUCAAGAGGUUCAUCCGGCAUUUCCGAUGAUAUGGAGUCUUCAUCUCCUAGAUAUUUUGUGGAAUCUGAAGAUAAUGAAGCCCUUGAAUCUAAGAAAAUGAGCCACAACACUCUGAUGGCUCUUAUAAAGUACUUGCAGAAGAAGAGACCAGGUAUUAUCGAGAAGGCCACUUCUGAAGGAACAGAAGAGGUCAUUUCGGAUGCUGUUGGCAAAACUUAUGGAGCAUAUGAUUCUUCCAAGUCUAAGAAGUCCAACAAGGGACGUGGUACGAUCCCGCUUAAUUCAGGUGCCAGGGAGAUGGCGGCAAUACUUGAUACAGCUCUUCUCCAAGCACUUCUACACACAGGCCAGUCUGGAGCUGCUAUAGAAUUAUUGAAGGGUGUCAACUACUGUGACGUAAAGAUUUGUGAGGAGAUUCUCAUGAAAAGUAAAAAUUAUUCUGCACUACUAGAAUUGUUCAAGAGCAAUUCGAUGCACCAUGAAGCCCUUAAGCUUCUUAAUCAGCUAUCUGAAGAGUCCAAAUCAAACCAGUCACAAACUGAAGUUACGCAGAUAUUUAGUCCUGAGUUGAUCAUUGAAUAUCUCAAGGCAGAUAACUUGCCUCUCUGCAGGACUGAUCCUAUGCUUGUCUUGGAGUACUCUAUGCUUGUCCUGGAAAGCUGUCCAACACAAACCAUCGAUCUAUUUUUGUCUGGAAAUAUCUCGGCUGACCUUGUCAAUUCGUAUCUGAAGAAGCAUGCUCCAAAUAUGCAGGGUAGAUAUUUAGAACUUAUGAUGGCAAUGAAUGAAAGCGCAGUUUCUGGAAAUCUUCAAAACGAGAUGGUACAAAUCUACCUUUCCGAAGUGCUUGACUUGCAUGCUGCAAAAAGCGCACAGCAGGAAUGGGAUGACAAGGAUCAUCCUCCCGAAAGGAAAAAACUAUUGUCUGCGUUAGAGAGCAUCUCCGGAUAUAAUCCACAGACUUUGCUGAAGCGUCUUCCACGUGAUUCUCUCUAUGAAGAGCGUGCAGUUAUAUUGGGCAAAAUGAAUCAACAUGAGCUUGCUUUGUCGAUCUACGUUCAUAAGCUUCAUGCACCUGAUCUGGCGCUGGCUUACUGUGAUCGUAUAUAUGAGUCUGUUACUUAUCUACCAUCUGGAAAACCGUCAAGCAACAUCUACCUCACACUGCUGCAAAUAUACCUGAAUCCCAAGAAAAGCGCAAAGGACUUUGCAAAACGUAUUGUAGCUCUAGGAUCAUUCGAAAGUUCAGACACCGCGAAGAUGAUGGAGUCUGUUUUGUCUUCAAAAGCUAAAGGAGGCCGAUUCAAGAAAAUUGUUUCAAUAGAAGGUGCUGAAGAUAUGCGAGCUGGUCUCAGUAGCAGCACUGACAGUGGAAGAAGCGACGUUGAUGCUGAAGAACCCAUGGAAGAAGGAAACUCCACCGUUAUGAUUUCUGAAGUUCUUGAUCUGUUGAGCCACAGAUGGGAAAGGAUCAACGGUGCACAAGCACUCAAGCUUUUACCUAGAGAAACUAAACUCCAGAACCUGCUUCCGUUUCUUGCACCCCUUCUAAGAAAUUCAAGUGAAGCACACAGGAACUUUUCAGUCAUCAAGAGUUUGAGGCAGAGUGAAAACUUACAGGUGAAAGAGGAACUGUACAAACAUAGGAAAGGAGUGGCGCAAGUAACAAGCGAGAGCAUGUGUUCAUUGUGCAACAAGAAGAUCGGGACAAGCGUCUUUGCUGUUUAUCCCAACGGGAAAACGUUAGUUCACUUUGUGUGCUUCAAAGAUUCUCAAGGCAUGAAAGCUGUUUCUAAGACAUCACAUGGGAGAAGACGAUGA